Molecule: messenger RNA, 3562 nt
Organism: Daphnia pulicaria
Lineage: Eukaryota; Metazoa; Arthropoda; Branchiopoda; Diplostraca; Daphniidae
Gene: Pez
Product: tyrosine-protein phosphatase non-receptor type 14-like
Exons: 15
Coding region: 290-3187 (965 amino acids)
Biological process (GO): protein dephosphorylation
Cellular component (GO): cytoskeleton
Molecular function (GO): protein tyrosine phosphatase activity
Source: RefSeq, a predicted model, not a curated record
AUAUUGUUGUGUUAGAAAAAUCAGGUGAACUUAAGGUGAUUUGAUUGUCGGUAUGACGUUUUCCUACUGUGUCUACCCAGGGACAAAAUUUCUAUAAUCGAAUUCUUGACAAAUAGUGCCGGCCCUCUAAGGAUUCCAAAAAUUCCCGUGCGAAUAAGUUACGCAAGGAGUCGUUCAGUUUCACAAUAACGUUUGUUCUCAUUGUCCCGAAAAACAGGAAACUGCACAAAACCUGUGUAGGGUGGUGUUCCAUGGAUAGUACACUCAGGUGAAAAAUUCAGAUGUCAGAAUGCCUUUUAAACUGAGAUUGAAGAAAAGCAAGCAGUACAAUGUUGUGACCAAAACAGUUUUCGUUAUUUGUGUAGAACUUCUUGAUAAUAGUAUUGUGGAAUGCACUCUUUCAGCAGAUAGUCUUGGCUAUGAUUGCCUCGAUAAUGUUUGUCAACGUCUGGGGCUCAACCAGCCUGAAUUUUUUGGAUUACGCUAUGUCAGUCAAAAGUCAUACCCAAGAGUACGUUGGGUUGAACUUGAUCGCCCACUCAAGAAACAACUGGAUAAGCAUGCCCAAGAGGCCUAUCUGUAUUUGAGAAUCAUGUACUAUGUAAAUGAUGUCAGCCUUUUGGAGGAUGAAAUGACUCGGUACCACUAUUUCCUGCAGCUGAAAUCAGAUGUCAUGGAAGGAAGAUUGAGAUGUAGUUAUAAUGAGGCUGUUGUUCUUGCUGGUUACAGACUUCAAGCCGAAUUUGGGGAUCAUGAUCCUGAGCGUCAUACUUUACAAUACUUGAAAGAAUUCGUCCUUGUUCCCAAACAUCUUGUGACUAACGAAAGCCAGUUGGAUGCUGUAACCGAAGCGGUAGCUGCGCAACAUUCUAAACUACUUGGGUUUCCUCAACCUGUAGCUGAAUGCUGGUACAUUGUAGAAGCCCAACAUCUUGACGGUUACGGCCAGGAACGAUUUUUAGCAAAGGAAGAACCAGCAGGCGAGGCACUGGUUGCUACGUCGUUGCAAGGAAUUUUGGUGAUGCGUAACAAUACGGAGCGAGUUGUUUUUUACAGGUGGGACGAUAUAACAAACCUGCUGAAUCAAAAGAGAAUGUUUGGUAUCGAAUGCCAACGUAGCGAAGAAAAUGUUAACUUUUAUUUCGAUGAUCCUGAAGCAGCCCGUUAUGUCUGGAAAUUAGCUGUUCUUCAACAUACCUUCUACAAACAAACGUUGUUAACUCUCCAGUCCCUGCAAUCCCAAGCGACCGAAGACAAAGAUAUAGACAUGGGGAUAGCUGGUUUAAACUUGGAAUCAAACAGUGCGACUGUCAACAGCAAUCUGGUCCCAUCCACUUCAAUGUUUGAAUCUGCAGAGCCCAGGAGUUCCAGUGCAAUGGCCGAAUAUCGCAUUGAUAGCUUAGGAAGUGUUCGAGCCCUACCACACUCAAUUUCAUCACCUACUUUAACAGUUUUAAAUCCUGCUCAAGCACAAACGCAUUUGUUAGCUGGCACUGCGGGCAGUGGUGGAGGAUUCGCAUCAGGUGCUGGAUCACUUGCUGCCUCUCAACAAAAUUUACGCGCUUUAUUGCCGGCUUACCGUCCUGCACCUGAUUAUGAAACUGCCGUUCGAGUCAAGUACGGCGACGAUAUCGCGCAAUUGCUUCUCAAUCCAACUCCUCCAGUCCAGCAAUCAGUACAACAACCAGCAGCUGUAGCUGUUCAGCCAUCCGCUCCUGCACCUUUUCAGACACAGCAACAACAGAGUGCCCAACAGCAGAUGCAGAUGAUGAAAAUGUACAAACCCCCUCCGCCUUACCCUUAUAGCAAAGUUGGCAGUAAUAGUAGCCCAGACUUGGCAGUGGCCGUUAUUAAUGGAGUGGCACCGGUCAAUUCAGGAUCGAUGAGCCAUUUACCAGUUACUCAAGCCCAGACAGAAGUUUCUGCCACAUUGCGAAACGGCGAGCCCAUCUAUCAAAAUAUUCCCUUACGCCAGCCCGGAAGCCAGCCGAAUCUCUCUCCGUCCACAUCCGCACAAACUGCUUCCCAACCCAGGAGAAAAUGGGGUUUGCCUGUCCGUAGCUCGGCUCGUUCUGCUGUCAUCAAUCGCGUCCAGACCGAUUCGCCUUCGUCAUCCCCAGCCGCCAAGCGAAGUACCAAUGAUUCAACGUCCAGUUCUGCCUCCCACUCUCAUCACUUGGUUUCACCCGCCAGAGCUGCCCCUGCUGAUGCAACUCUUGUCAAGGAUCAUUUGCGCCAAGAAAUGGAAUCCCGAUUGGCUGAUGGCCAACUUCUCCUGGAAUUUGAACUGAUUCCCAGACGAAAAGCCGGUGCGGAUUUUAGCAUGGCUGCUCACCCGGAUAACGCAUCUCGUAACCAGUAUCAAGACGUUUUGCCCUACGAGGAGAAUAGGGUUAAAUUGACUCCCAGCCGAGAAAACCGAACAGGCUACAUCAAUGCAUCACACAUCUCCGCUGCUGUUGGUUCGGCUCAACGCUUCUACAUUGCCGCUCAAGGUCCACUGCCAUCCACCGUAACUGAUUUUUGGCAGAUGGUAUGGCAAAGUGACGUCUACGUUGUCGUUAUGCUAGCCGACACGACGUCAAGCAGCAAUAACGGUGGACAGCAAACCCCAACUCACAACACAAAGUCGGUCAGCUCUUUGCGAAGCCACGUCAGCAAUAGCAGCAUGAAUGGUUACAGCGGUUUUAUUUAUUGGCCGCAACAAGAUGCUGCCACAUUAGAAUUUGGCGAAUACAAAAUCACGCGGCAGGUUGGCAAACUAUCCGGCCGUCAAUCCAUCACAAAGUUAGAUGUAACUCACCUGCCAACAGCUCAACAACGCAGCAUUUGGCAUCUUCAAUACUCUGACUGGGCUGAUCACGGUUGCCCCAAAGAUGUGACCUCUUUCCUUAGUUUUUUGGAGGAGAUGGACACAGUGCGAAGACAUUCCGUGUCUGAUGUUCCACUGGGUAAGAACCGAAACACGCCAGUGUUGGUUCAUUGCGGAGCGGGUGUUGGUCGAACAGGUGUCACCAUCGCUUGCGACGUUUUACUUACAUCACUCGAUCACAAUGUUGUCGUCGACGUCCCGAAACUUAUUAAUCACCUGCGCCAGCAAAGGAUGCUUAUGGUGCAGACCGUUGCCCAGUAUCGUUCAAUAUAUGCCCUACUACUUGCUUACCUUGGCCGCUCUCGACUCAUUUGAUCUUGCAAUGAUAUAUUUAAAAAACACACACACACGAUGCAUUCGGCCUUUGAUUCAAUUGUUGAAAGAUGAACAAGCCAAUCAACAUGUUCCUCCAUUUUUGUGAUACUUAGGCAAUUCAUAUGAUCACCAACCAUUAUUUGCUUGCUUUUUUUCAUAACAUACCACUAUUAAUGAAUUGUGGGAAAGCUAUUAUACAAUUUGUAAAGAGUUAAAGAGUGUUUCAAUCACAUGCGUUUCUUCAAUUUCUAUUGCAUUUCUACUAACUCCACGAUGUGCAGCAAUUUUAUAGAUUAUUAACUCACGCCUAGUCCCUAUGACGUGCCUUUUUUUAUUGAUAGAGAAUUAAAUAAUAAACGAUAUUUUUAAAGAACA